This is a messenger RNA of Miscanthus lutarioriparius, 1239 nucleotides long. The record is from the annotation of a GenBank genome assembly. Lineage: Eukaryota; Viridiplantae; Streptophyta; Magnoliopsida; Poales; Poaceae.
AUGUCCCCGCCGGCGGCGACCGGCGGCGCCGGUGGUGCUCGCGAUGGUCACGCUAACUCCGGCCUCGGCGAGCCGCUGCUCCGGAACGGCGGCGGCGGCGGCGGCGGCGUCCACGCCGGGGCGGCGGUGACCGUGGCCAACGGUGGCGCGGAACCGGCGGCUGAGAAGAAGCGAAGCGCCGAGGACAGGUACUGGGUGGACAUCGACCAGCCGGAGGCGCUGGAGCCGGCCGACGUGGAGAGUGGCCGCGGUGGCCGCCGGCCCCUGCUGUUUCGGAACAAGAAGGUCAAGCGGAGCAUACUGUACCCAUACAGGUUCUUGAUCUUCGCUCGUUUGAUCGCAAUCAUCAUCUUCUUCAUAUGGCGGGUGAAGAACAACAUCGCCGACAUCGAGUGGCUGUGGGCGCUCUCCGUCGCCGGCGACGUCUGGUUCGGCUUCUCAUGGCUCCUCAACAUGCUCCCGAGGAUGAACCCCAUCAAGAGCAUCCCCAACCUCGCCGCGCUCAAGCGGCAGCACGACCGCCCGCGCCCGGACGGCAGCUCCAGCCUCCCGGGGGUCGACGUCUUCAUCAACACGGCGAACCCCGUGGACGAGCCGAUCCUGUGCACGAUGAACUCCGUCCUCUCCAUCCUCGCCACCGACUACCCGGUGGAGAAGCACGCCUGCUACCUCUCCGACGACGGCGGGGCGCUGGUCCACUACGAGGCGCUGGAAGAGACGGCGAGGUUCGCCGCGCUGUGGGUGCCAUUCUGCCGGAAGCACUGCGUCGAGCCGAGGGCGCCUGAGAGGUGCUUUUAUGAUGAGCUGCUGAGAGCGCCGACGUACGCCGGUGGGUCCCCGGAGGAUUUCGUGGAGGACCACCGGUGCGUGCGCCGGGAGUACGAGGAGUUCAGGGCGCGGAUCGGCAUGCUCUUCGACACGGUUCGCCGGCGGUCUGACGCGUACAACGCCGCCGGGAAAUCUGGAGGAGGCGUGAAGGCUACUUGGAUGGCUGAUGGGACACAAUGGCCCGGCACUUGGAUUGAGCCAGCAGAAAACCACAGGAAAGGAGACCAUGCUGGCAUUGUCAAGAUUGUGCAAAACCACCUGAGCUGUGAGCCUCCUCCAGCAGAGGGCGGCAACAACAUCAACCCCGGCCUCAACUUUGACGGGGCGGACACUCGGCUCCCGAUGGUCGUGUACGUGUCCCGCGAGAAGAGCCCGGGCCGAGACCACAACAAGAAGGCGCGGGCAACCUGA